Messenger RNA from Gongylonema pulchrum, 210 nucleotides. NCBI's taxonomy places the organism in Eukaryota, Metazoa, Nematoda, Chromadorea, Rhabditida, Gongylonematidae. The record is from the annotation of a GenBank genome assembly.
AUGAACGUUUUACAGGGUGGUCCAAAGCCAAAGGAACUGCCGCAGGUACUGCCAACAGUAGAAUUCAAAACAACGCCAUCUGGAGGAAAAUACAAGAAAAUUGACUAUGAGGUCAUUGAUGCCAGCAAAUCCAUGAGUAGUGACGAAAGAGAGGAGGAAAGCUAUCGCAGUGUAAGCAUAAAGAACACUUUUGCUCCAAAGUUUACGUGA